Molecule: messenger RNA, 4065 nt
Organism: Cydia amplana
Lineage: Eukaryota; Metazoa; Arthropoda; Insecta; Lepidoptera; Tortricidae
Gene: prd1
Exons: 9
Coding region: 196-4014 (1272 amino acids)
Biological process (GO): lysosome localization; regulation of protein localization; Golgi organization
Cellular component (GO): endosome membrane
Molecular function (GO): kinesin binding
Source: RefSeq, a predicted model, not a curated record
AAAAAAAAAGAAACGUCAAAAUAGAAAAAUAAAAAUGGCCGCUUUGUGUUCGUCAUUAUGUGUUUGGUGUCGUAUUUUGCGAGAAUACUACACUUAAAACUGGAAAUGUGUACUAUACAUAAGUGAAAACCAUCAUUAUAAACCUAUCUUAAGUGGAAACAUUCGUUAACCUGCACGUAAAAACAAAAAUUUGCAAUGUCGGUCGACAAGUCAAUGGAGCUCCGAGGCAAUGAGAUCGAUAAAAGCAAACGUCGUCAUAGAACUGACGACACUGUUGUUGCGACAGCGGCAUUGACUGGAGAUUCGCAACAAUACGCGAAGAUGGAGAAUGCAGACGACGGCGCGGGGAAGCCUACAGAUUUAUGUUUACAAAGCAGCUUGCAUUUGGUGUCUAGUACUACAAGUAGUUUAGCCGAUACGCCCGGUGAUUCUGGUGUUUUGUGUUUGGACAGUGAAGCUUCUGAGGUAACCAGUCAGGCGUUGAUGUCACACAGUUUAGUUGGGGCUGAAGAAUUAGCGUGCGACAGCCUCUAUGAUGCUGUUCCAUCUUGUUCUCAGGACAUGAUCAAGAGCACAACCAGCAGCCUCAUGACUCGGAGCGACAUAGACAAUCAGAAUAUGGGAGCACCUGAAGACAUAGUCCCUGAACUCCUUGUAGAAACUAACAAAAAAUCUCCAGUCUAUGAAAACUUGCCAGAUGUAGUUUUAAAAGCUUUGGAGAGUGAGAAAAUUUCUAGUGAAAACAUAGACAAACCAACACGACCAAAUGAGCCAAAGAAAUCUCUCUCUGAAGAUAUUGUGUAUAGGAGGAAAUGCAAAAAGAAGUCACAAAGCGGAGGCUCACAGAAAAAACGGGUAUCAUUCCAUGAAGAUAUAUUAAACAAUACUAAAACGGAUAAUAUUCAUAUUGAACGAGGUUUCGUCUCAUAUGGACCAGAUAACACAUAUUGUGAUAGGUUUAGGCAAAAGAAUAAUAUUGCAACUGAUAGAUUUUCAUGGUGCGCAUCUGGAGAUAGGUCACCAAAGUAUGCAGCAGAUGUGGCGCAGCAGACCAUGUCUGACCUACUUGUUUAUGGUGACUCCAAAGCUGACCGAAGUGGUGUAUUUGAAUAUUGUCAAGAUUAUGAUCAUGAAAAUCAGGAGAAUGACAAUAAAGACAAAGAUAACAAUAAUGAGACAAGGCCGAGAGGGAAAUUAUAUGGAUGUGAUUCCAACAGCUCCGAUUCUAAUUUUAGCUGUGACUCGGAGACAUCUUCCAGUGACUCAUCCUCAUCACAUUCUAAUAAAACAGAAGCUACACUUCUGCACAGAAAAUGUGACAAAGCUCAAAAAUCAUACUCAUGUGACGGAUUUGAAAACAAUGCUCAUGUAGCUUUUAUGAGGAAAACAUACUUCUCUGAAGCUGAUAUAGAUCAACCCCAUGAUAGAACCAAGAAACCCCUAGAAGUUACAGAAAGCCCAAACAGAGUUAAAUCUGUCUUAAAGAAAAAGCGCUACAUAACCACCAACGUAGUUGAGGAGAAAAAACAGAAUACCAAAGUCUUAAAUCUACUGGAUGUCAACAUUAUUGAUUCCUUGAAAAGUUUUUACAAGAAUUUUAAUUUCAAUUUUACACCAGAAAAAGGUUUACCUGAGAACAGUAUUGAAUUGACUAAUGUGGUUGAAGCUUUGCCUGAUGUGAAUCAAAACAAAAAACUAUCUAAAAGCUUGGAUUCAGGCUUUCAGAUUGAUGAUGAAGAUGAUUUUGUGGAGAUUAAUCUAAAUGGGCAGCAAUUAGAAGCAGCUCCAUCUAAAGAGAUGAUAUCCUCAACGAAAAGCAAUAUUGCAGGAGAUAGGACACCUAACGAGGGCUCUCCGCGGCACAAACUCACUCUGAACAUGAAAGCGCAAUUUGACAAGAAAUCUAACAAAUCUGAUGCUUUUCCGUCCGUAAACAAAUAUGUUGUGAACUGUGAGAGCACAGUUUACGAACAUAAAGGAGUGUCCUACAGUUAUGUACACGAUACAUUCCAGACUGCAUUUGAUGCCCCCAAGGAAACAUUUGUCCCUAUACCAGAAAGCACUCCAGUGAAGGAGCUAGUGACUAGUACUAGCAAAGCCGAUUUCACUCUAAAGCAGACUGAUACAGAUUCAUCCAGCAGGGCAUCUACACCUAAGAGACAAUUCAACAAGAAUGUUCAGGAUGAAACUGAACAGAAAAAUGGUAUUCCAAAGCAUUUAUCUUCUCCUAAGAGACAAAAUGUCAACCGUUACAGCCGGAAAUCUGCUUCUACACUACAGAAAACAAAUGAAGAACAACAGCAAACUAGUGACAACUGCUCAAACACAGAUAACUCUACUUUAAAAGGUGGUGAAGAUUUCGCAGAUGACUUCUUUGACAGUCCUUCUCAAAAGAUGAACUCUGACAAAUCCGCUUUACUGAAUCGAUAUUUGAAGAACGUAUGUCAACGUAAAGACUUGGAACUGAAGAUACGGAACAAUAAGUUCUUUCAAAACAAGUUGCGAAUGGAGAAAGGUUUCCCGAGCAUCAUAUAUCCGUUUGAGGACGUAUCGGAUACGUUCCACACUUCCGCGGCGCGGAUGUCACGCCUCGUGGACAAAGAGGUGAUCGAAAACAAAAGACUGUCGGUGCGGUUGCUGACGGCCGACGAACCGUCCUACUUUGACAGCUUUGAAGAUAAUGUCGCCAUAGAAUGCAAUGAGAAAUUGAGGUUGCAAAUAUUCUCGUAUCCUAAUGAAACUCUGAAUAGGAUGAUGAAAGUGCAGUCCCAGUACAACAUGGAGGACGGUGCAUGGACCCCUUUACUGGUGUUCAUCACGGACUUCGCCCUCUACGUAGCGGGCCUGACCCCAGGCGGCACUGAAUACGACAUUCUUUGUCGGCUGCCGCACAAUGAAUUAGAUGCUAUUGCGGUCGGUCCCGAAGCGCAAUACGUCCAGAUCAUCGACAUCUCGGGCAACAUCGCUUGCUCCAUCGUGACCGGGGAGUCGUCUCUGGGCGUCCGCCUAGUAUCCUCUUUGGAGUGGAGUGCGCGCACUUCGCCGUUGCGCGUACAGCGACCGCCGGCCAUCAUACCGCUAAGUUGCAAGCAUUUGGCAGCUGAAGUGGCUAGGCAAAGACAUCAGGACAAGGUAUCGGACAUCUUGUACUACGGUCGCGUCUUGUCGGGGGACGCGGGCGACCGUCUUAUAGAAGCGCCGGGGGCUUUCGCUCCGCCGCUCGAGGGCUAUCUCAUGUGCCGCACCGACCGCAGCAAACGCUUCGAACCUUGCUACUUCUUACUCAGAGCGGGUGUCCUUCAAUGGGGUCCUCACCCGCCCGACGCCAACACGUCCCUACCCAACGCCAUCGCGCUGCGCUCCGUGGUGGGCGUGCGGCGCCACGUGGACAGCUCGCGCCGCCCGCACUGCUUCGAGAUCGCCACCAACACCGGCGCCAGGCUGCUGCUCGCCGCGCCCGACGACCCCGCCGCCUCCUCCUGGCUGCAGUCGCUGCUGCUGCACGCGGCGCAGGCGUUGGAAGAGAAAGACGGGCUGUCCGUGGAGCGUGCAGGGCCGCCGUGCGCGUGCACCGUGCUGGUGACGGCGCGGGAGGUGCUGAGCGUGCGCGCGCCCUUAGACCUCGCCUUCGUGCCCGGCGCCGCUGCCUACCUCAAGCAGCGCGGCGAGGAGGCGCUGCUCAAAGAAUACAUAGCGGAAAUGCGGACCGACGUCGAGAUACUGGCGUGCGGCUCGCUCAAGAACUUAACUGCAUUCAAAAUACCCGACACAGACGAGAACUGGUGCUGUUUGGAAUGGUCCGUGUGCGAGGCGCGCGAACGUGGUUCAGGACUGGCGCUGGUGAUGGCCAGUGGCGCUGAACUGGAGCGGCUCAUCGCCGCCGUCGAGCGGGCAUUCUGUGCACUCACUAGCGAGCCGUUCCCGCUAAGCGUGGUCGAGGCGUCCAAAUCUGCGUGCAGCACCGCGCACUCCAAAUUCGAGGCCGCCUGGACGCACAUGCUGCCGCAGCAGUAGACAGGUACAAACGAGGACCGAUUAUAGAUCUUAACAAAUUGUAAUAAGGUU